GGAUACGACUGAGCCCAUCCAGUCUUCGCCUUAUACAUCAUGGCCAAGGACAAGUCGGAAAAAAAGGACAAGAAAAAGAAGGAGGAAAAGGAGGUUGAUGAGGCCCCAGAGGCAGCAGUAGAUGUUGACAUGGGUGAUGUCGAAACUGAGUCCCCUAAAAAGUCGAAAAAAGAAAAAGAGGAAAUAACGAUACCACUAGAAGAUCUAUCUCCUCUUGCCCAGCCAUUGGCACAAAAGAAGCUACCAAAAAAGCUACAUAAAGUCAUAAGAAAAGCGUCAAAAGCCAGACAGGUUAAAAGAGGUGUCAAAGAGGUGGUAAAAGGCAUCCGUAAGGGAGAGAAAGGACUACUAGUGCUGGCAGCAGAUAUCAAUCCCAUUGAUAUAAUAUCCCAUUUACCUCUGAUGGCAGAGGAGGCGCAAAUCCCAUAUGUCUUUGUGACAUCAAAAGAGGAACUCGGUCAUGCCAGUUCAACCAAACGACCGACAAGUUGUGUGAUGAUAUGUCCGAAUCAAAAACGAAAGGCACCGAAGAAGGAUGCUGAUGGGAAGGUUGACAAGGACGAUGACUAUCGGGAAUUGUACGAUGAAUGUCAUCGGGAGGUGCAGAAACUUGAUCAGAAGGUUGUAUUCUAGCGUUCCCUCACGGACCUCCUCCACAACGCAUGUAAUUUAUGGCCUCUAUAAUAUUUUCCAUGGGCACCCAUCAUGAUAAGCACAUCUGUAAGUAUGCCGCUGUAACAUAGCUGCAGAACAGACGUAAAAAAAUUCCCGUGGUCGGAAGUGAACGGGCGAGUGGGGAUGAAUCUCGGACUCUUAAUACGUGGUCAGACAACCUUUGCUUUCACACGAUUUGUACAUUUCCUCCAGCACAAGCCUCCCGCUCCUUGCCAGGUUUUACCGUAUUAUUCUGACAUGCCUGCUGCAAAAACAAAGUCUGCUUCUGCCAACGGCGCGUCCAAAGCCAAGGGCACCAAAACAACCCCUUCGAGCACAGGAACGUCGACGCCAGUCGUGUCAAAAAUUGGCGGAGACCAGGAACAGGCUUUGGCCUCCGUGUCCACCUCGGCGAAACCUGACAAGGCUGUAUACGAUGCAGAGCAAGAGAAAAUCAAAGCAGACAUCGAUGCCUUGCAAGCAAAACUAUCCGCUGUCAAGGAAAAAAUAUCUUUAGCCACGAAGGCUGGCCCUGGGAAUGACAGGCGCAAUGUGCUUCGUGCUGAAUUAGAUAGCAUUCGUGGUCAGCAGUCCAACAACAAGAACUCGAGAGGUAAAACUUUGGACCAAU
Molecule: messenger RNA, 1285 nt
Organism: Serpula lacrymans var. lacrymans S7.9
Lineage: Eukaryota; Fungi; Basidiomycota; Agaricomycetes; Boletales; Serpulaceae
Exons: 5
Coding region: 40-633 (197 amino acids)
Biological process (GO): ribosome biogenesis; rRNA pseudouridine synthesis; snRNA pseudouridine synthesis
Cellular component (GO): nucleolus; box H/ACA snoRNP complex
Molecular function (GO): box H/ACA snoRNA binding
Source: RefSeq, a predicted model, not a curated record